AUGUGGUACAAUGAACGAGUCAACAAACGUAGGAAUACACGUACUCCUACCUUUGCACUUUGUUGUCUACAAGGUGCUGUGCAGCUGCCCUUACUAAAGGAACCACCAGAAGUUCUUAAAAAACUUUUGGAAGGAAAUGAUCUUUUAAGCAAGCAUUUUCAGAAAAACAUCAGGGCUUAUAACAUGAUUUUCUCUUUCACUUCAAUUGGUGGAAAAUGUGAACGAUCUGUUCAAAAAGGCGUAGGACCACCUAUGUUCCAACUCCAAGGAGAGAAUUAUCAUUUAAUGGGAAGCUUAACCCCAAAAGAUGGUACAAAGGGGAAGUUUGGACAGAUGUAUAUUGUUGACACUGAAAAUGAAAUCCAAAAUAGAGCUAAUGCUUUGAGCAAACCUGGGCAGACUUAUGAAGGUAAAAAGAAGGACCAUCUUAAGAAGGAGAUCAUUGAACUUCUCAUGAAAAUGCUAGAUGAAGUCAAUCCCUAUGUUAAGCAAUUUAGAUCAGCAAAAGACAGAUUUAAGAUGCAGCCUGAAGAUGUUUAUCAUAUGAGGAUUGUUAGUGAUCGAGUAACUGAUGGGAGGACAUAUAACACACCUACAGCAUCAGAAGUUGCUGCACUUGUUCCUGGAGAUUUUAAUCUUGACAUGGAUAAAAGGGAUAUCGUUCUACAACUAAAUUCAGGAAAGUUGAAAAGGAUUUCAGAAAUACAUGCGGCUUAUUUUGCACUUCAAUACCCUUUGCUAUUCACUUAUGGAGAAGAUGGUUUCAGACUUGGGAUCAAGAAACGUGUGACUGCAGCUACAAAGAAGCUUAAGAAGGAUACGAUCAGUAUGAGACAAUAUUUUGCAUUUCGUAUGCAAGAGCGUAAGAACGAGUCUCACACUCUCCUACAUUCAAGACGAUUGUAUCAGCAAUUUAUUGUGGAUGCUUACACAACUAUGGAGUCUAACCGCCUACGCUAUCUUAAGCUAAAUCAGUCUACUUUGCGUUCUGAUAGUUAUGAUUCCAUUAAAGAGUCAGAGAGUGCUGGAAAAGUAGACAUGCACGAUCAAGGAUCAUCAUUUGUUUUGCCUGCUUCAUUCACUGGUGGUCCUAGAUAUAUGAAGAACAACUACUUGGAUGCCAUGGCCAUAUGUAAGCAUUUUGGCUUUCCUGAUCUUUUUAUCACUUUCACAUGUAAUCCAAAGUGGCCAGAGAUCACGAGAUAUCUUAAGAGUCGAAAUUUAAAGGCCGAGGAUAGAGCGGACAUUAUUUGCAGAAUGUUCAAGAUGAAACUUGACUCACUCAUGGAUGAUUUAAUCAAAAAAAACCUUCUUGGGAAGACAGUUUCAUCUAUGUACACUAUUGAGUUCCAGAAACGUGGUCUACCACAUGCUCACAUUCUAUUAUUCAUGGAUCCUAAGUUCAAGCUUCCCACCACAGACGACAUUGACAAUAUCAUUUCAGCUGAAAUUCCUGAUAAAUAUGAAGAGCCAGAGCUAUAUGAUAUCAUUAAAGAUACAAUGAUUCAUGGACCAUGUGGGGCUGCUAAUAUGAACUGUCCGUGUAUGGAGAAUGGGAAAUGCUCAAAGUUGUACCCAAAAUCAUUUUCAGAGAAGACUACUAUUAAUAGAGAAGGAUUUCCAGUUUAUCGGCGAAGAGAACUCCAAGAUCGUUAUGUGGAGAAGAAUGGUGUGAGAUUGGAUAAUCGAUCUGUUAUUCCUUAUAACAAGAAACUCUCUCUUCUUUAUCGGGCUCAUAUUAAUGUUGAGUGGUGCAACCAAGCUGGAUCUAUCAAGUACUUAUUCAAGUACAUUACGAAAGGAAGUGAUCGUGUGACCGUUGUUGUGGAACCACCAGAUCACAUGGUUCCAAAUGUGGUAUCUAACACGGAGGGGACUUCAGAACCAACUAACACUGAUCCAGAUCACGAAACUGCGCCAGGAAGUGUUAAACCCCAAAAGGAUGAAUUUAAAGAUUUCUUUGACUGCAGGUAUUUUUCUUAUUUAAAUGAUAGUAAAUGUAGAUAUGUUUCUGUGUGUGAAGCAGCAUGGAGAAAUUUUAAGUUCCCAAUUCAUUAUCGAUCUUGUGCAGUUGAGAAGCUUACCUUUCAUUUGCCUGGGAAACAACAUAUCAUUUUUAGAGGGAAAGACAAGAUGAAUGCAGUGAUCAGUCGCAAACUCAUUCAGAAUACCAUGUUCUUAGCCUGGUUUGAGUUGAAUAAAGUUGAUUCUUUUGCUAGAACCUUAACUUAUGCCCAGAUUCCUAAUUUCUAUACAUAUGACAAGCGUCAUAAGAUGUUCAAGAGAAGGAAAAGAGGAUUUAGCAUUGGGAGAAUUAACUAUGCUCCACGUAAGCAGGAAGCUGCAUACUAUUUGCGUGUGUUGUUGAACAUCGUCAAAGGCCCUACCAGUUAUGAUGACAUAAAAACGUUUGAAGGUGUUCUUUAUCCUAGCUACAAAGAAGCAUGUUUUGCUCGAGGAUUACUAGAUGAUGAUAAAGAGUACAUCGAUGAUAUUGUGAGAAGAAGUUACGAUGGCUCAGCCAGUGAAAUGAGGCAAGUGUUUGUUACUAUGCUAAUGAAUGACAGCUUAGCAAUGCCAGAGAAGGUUUGGGAAUCAACAUGGGAGUGCCUUUCUGAAGAUAUUGAAUACAACAGGAGGAAGCUUUUGAACAGACCAGGGCUACUGUUAAGUGACGAGGAUAAAAAGAGGUUUACAUUACUGGAGAUUGAGAAGCUUCUAAGGCGUAACGGGACAUCUUUAGAAAGAUUUGAUACAAUGCCAAAGGUACCAAUGACUAGCAUUCGUGAUUCAAACGUACUGAUUGUAGAUGAGCGAAGCUAUGAUCAAAGCACGCUGCUCGAAACACUUGAGAGAGAUGUGCCAAAGAUGACUGGUGAGCAAAAGAAAAUAUAUGAUGAAAUCAUAUGUGCUGUGCAUGAAGGAAAAGGGGGAAUGUUCUUUGUUUAUGGAUUUGGUGGGACUGGAAAAACUUUUCUUUGGAAGUUACUAUCUGCAGCUAUUAGAUCUCAAGGAGAUAUUGUUCUUAACGUUGCAUCAUCUGGGAUCGCUUCAUUAUUGUUACCAGGCGGUAGGACAGCUCACUCGAGAUUUGGUAUACCACUAAGUCCAGAUGAGUUUUCUUCGUGUACAUUAUCUCAUGGAACAGAUCAAGCUAAUUUAGUGAAAGAGGCAUCACUCAUAAUAUGGGAUGAAGCACCAAUGAUGAGUAAGCAUUGUUUUGAAGCCUUGGAUAGAAGUUUGUCUGAUAUUAUUGGGAAGCAGAGCAAUAACCCUUUUGGUGGAAAAGUCAUUGUAUUUGGUGGUGAUUUUAGGCAGGUUCUCCCAGUAAUUCCCAGGGGCGGUAGAGCUGAAAUUGUUUUGGCUUCGAUGAAUUCAUCAUAUCUUUGGGAGCAUUGCAAAGUGCUCAGGCUAACAAAAAACAUGAGAUUGUUUUCUGGUGGAUUGUCAGUUGAAGAAGCAAAGGAACUUAAGGAUUUUUCAGAGUGGAUAUUAAAAGUUGGUGAUGGUAAACUUGCAGAGCCUAAUGAUGGUGCAGCUGAGAUCGAAAUUCCUCCUGAAUUUUUGAUUAGUGACUCUAUUGAUCCUAUAGAAGCCAUCAGCAAAGCAGUUUAUGGAGAUUGCAGAGAGUUACAAGAAAAAAAAGAGGCAAAGUUUUUCCAGGAAAGAGCUAUUCUAUGUCCAACUAAUGAGGAUGUCAAUGUGAUCAAUGAUUACAUGUUGGAUAAAUUACAUGGUGAGGAAAAAAUUUAUCUGAGUGCAGAUAGUAUUGAUCCGAGUGAUAAAAAAUCUCGCCGUGACGAAGGACUUGGUCAAGAUUUUCUAAACAGCAUUAGAGUGUCUGGAUUGCCGAAUCAUAUUCUUCGACUCAAAGUUGGUUGUCCUGUGAUGGUUCUGAGAAAUAUUAAUCCUGCAGAAGGGUUGAUGAAUGGAACAAGAUUACAGAUUACUCAGCUCAUGGAUUUUAUGGUGCAAGCGAGGAUUAUCACAGGAGAUAAGGUUGGGAAUAUAGUAGACAUUCCAAGAUUGUUGAUUACACCAUCUGAUACAAAACUGCCUUUUAAAAUGCGUCGAAGGCAAUUGCCCUUGGCAGUUGCAUUUGCUAUAACAAUCAACAAAAGCCAAGGGCAAUCUCUCUCUGAAGUUGGCAUCUUCCUACCUAGACCAGUGUUUUCUCAUGGACAGUUAUAUGUGGCUAUUUCUAGGGUCACAUCAAAAAAAGGGUUGAAGCUUUUGAUUGUUGACAAAAAUGGUGAACCUCAGAAAAAGACUAUGAAUGUUGUUUUCAAAGAAGUUUUCAGCAACCUAUGAAGAGUAAGAGUGGUGAGUUAUGCUCGAGAAGAAGGAAUGCUAUGUGUUUUUACGUUUUAAUAUGCUAUUUGUUCAUUUUUGAGACAAGUUCAGUUUUUUCUUUAAAGAGUCAAACAACAAUCACAACUAAGGAAAUAUUACAUUCAAACGUUUCUUCUCUAUUACGACUCUUAAGAAUCAUUAUUAGAUAUCGU
Raphanus sativus (radish) is the source of this 4505-nucleotide messenger RNA. RefSeq lists its product as uncharacterized. Gene Ontology annotation, biological process: telomere maintenance; DNA repair. The record is from RefSeq and is a predicted model, not a curated record. NCBI's taxonomy places the organism in Eukaryota, Viridiplantae, Streptophyta, Magnoliopsida, Brassicales, Brassicaceae. Bases 1 to 4311 code for a protein of 1436 amino acids. Gene Ontology annotation, molecular function: DNA helicase activity. The transcript is spliced from 7 exons.